Messenger RNA from Cokeromyces recurvatus, 597 nucleotides. RefSeq lists its product as uncharacterized. Gene Ontology annotation, cellular component: mitochondrion. The transcript is spliced from 4 exons. NCBI's taxonomy places the organism in Eukaryota, Fungi, Mucoromycota, Mucoromycetes, Mucorales, Mucoraceae. The record is from RefSeq and is a predicted model, not a curated record. Bases 1 to 597 code for a protein of 198 amino acids.
AUGAAUUACUUUCAAUGUAAGGAUCAUGUCUUCAAGUUAAUUAAAAGACAGAGGCUAAAUAUACCCUAUUUUGAUGCUGAAAGGUUUGCUCGAUUGCUUGAAAAGGAAGGGUUUUCAAAUAGUCAGGCUAGAACAAUUAUUCAUGCCUUGGAUGAUGUAGUUGAUGAAAGUACUUUUAAUGUCACCAGCGAUCUUGUCAGUAGAGCAGAACAAGAGAAGACCAUUUCUCGUUAUAAAGAAGAUUUUGGUAAAUUAAAACAAGAGGUUCAACAAACAGAAAGACGUGAUGUUGAAGAAGUUAAAUCAGCAAAUGAACGUUUAAAGAUAGAGAUUGAAAAAUUAAAAAAGACACUACGUGAAGAAAUAGUUCGUAGUCAUGCAGGUGUUCGCUUAGAUUUAAACCUGGAUAAAGGGCGUGUUCGUGAUGAAACAGUAGAACAGCAUAGUCGAUUACAACAAACAAAUGAUAAAAUUGAAAUGGAAAUACUAGCACUGAAAAAGCAAAUGGAGGGAGUCAAGUUACAGAUUUUACAAUACAUGAUAGGCACAAUUACUGGAGCGGGCACACUUAUUUUAGGCUAUAUUUAUUUUAGUUGA